UAGCGGGUAGGGGGAGAAAUCGCGUGUCCGCUACCCAAUGACAGUGCAGGAUGCUGAGACCGGUGUGAAUGGAGGCUGGAAGACGCCACUGUCUCUUGAUGGUGAUGGAGAGGAACUAAUGGUAGAAAAAGAUCUGUCGAUGUCGAGGUCCUUCACCCACACAGGCAUGCAGUGAGCCGCCCAUGUGUGUUACAGAGUGAGGGUGCACUGUGAUCGUCGCAGCGUGCCCCUGGUAAGGACCCCGUGGCAAGUGUCCGGCCGGCCCAGGCCACACCUCCCACACCCAGGACAUGUACGGUAGCGCCAGAGCGGUCGGCCACAUCGAGAGCAGCCCUGCACGGUCCCCGCGCCUGCCUAGGUCCCCCAGGCUGGGCCACCGGAGGGCCAACAGUGGGGGCGGGGGCGGUGGAGGGGGUAAGACGCUCUCCAUGGAGAACAUCCAGUCACUGAACGCUGCCUACGCCACAUCCGGGCCCAUGUACCUAAGCGACCACGAGGGAGUGGGCUCAACCGCCACCUACCCUAAGGGCACCAUGACUCUGGGGCGAGCCUCCAACCGGGCCAUGUACGGGGGCCGCGUCACGGCCAUGGGCAGCAGCCCCAACAUCGCCUCGGUGGGGCUGGGCCACCACGCAGACCUGCUGUCCUACAGCGACCUGGGCUCCCUGUCCAUGCUGCAGCACCACCACCACCACCCUCAGGGGGUGCCGUCGGCCCUGUUGCGGCAGGCUGUGCGAGGCAGUGGGGGGGAACUCCUGGAGAUGCAGGCCACACUCCGGGACAUGCAGCGGGAGAACGACCUGCUGAGGAGAGAGCUGGACCUGAAGGACAGCAAGCUGGGCUCGUCCACCAACAGCAUCAAGAGCUUCUGGAGCCCCGAGCUGAAGAAGGAGAGGAUGAUACGCAAGGAGGAGGCGGCGCGCACCUCCGUCCUCAAGGAGCAGAUGAGGGUGACUCACGAGGAGAACCAGCACCUGCAGCUGACCAUCCAGGCCCUACAGGACGAGCUGCGGACCCAAAGGGACCUGAACCACCUACUGCAGCAGGAGAGCGGCGGCCGCUCUGGGGACCACUACACCAACAUCGAGCUGACCGAGGAGAACUUCAGACGGCUACAAGCCGAGCACGACCGCCAGGCCAAGGAGCUGUUCCUCCUGAGGAAGACCUUGGAGGAGAUGGAGCUGCGGAUCGAGACCCAGAAGCAGACACUGGGGGCCAGGGACGAGUCCAUCAAGAAGCUGCUGGAAAUGCUCCAGAGUAAGGGUCUGCCUGGGGGGCCAGGCAGGGUCAACGAGGAGGAGGAGCAGGAGAGAGCCAGGCGCAUUGCUGAGGCCGAGGCUCAACUUGGACACCUGGAGGUCAUCUUGGACCAGAAGGAGAAGGAGAACAUCCACCUCCGAGAGGUGUUCUCCCAGGAACUGCACAGGAGAAACCAGAUGCACCAGGACCCUGGAAAAACCAAAGCCCUCCAGACCAUCAUAGAGAUGAAGGACACCAAGAUAGCAUCUCUGGAGCGCAACAUCAGGGACCUGGAGGAUGAGAUCCAGAUACUGAAGGCUAACGGCUUGCUGAACACCGAGGACAGAGAGGAGGAGAUCAAACAGAUGGAGGUCUACAAGAACCACUCCAAGUUCAUGAAGACCAAGAUUGACCAGCUGAAGCAGGAGCUGUCUAAGAAGGAGUCUGAGCUGCUGGCCCUCCAGACCAAGCUGGAGACCCUGAACAACCAGAACUCGGACUGCAAACAGCACAUAGAGGUGCUCAAAGAGUCCCUCACUGCCAAGGAGCAGCGCGCCGCCAUUCUGCAGACAGAGGUGGACGCCCUGCGCCUGCGUCUGGAGGAGAAGGAGUCCUUCCUGAACAAGAAGACCAAGCAGCUGCAGGACCUGACGGAGGAGAAGGGCACGCUGGCCGGAGAGAUCCGUGACAUGAAGGACAUGCUGGAGGUCAAGGAGAGGAAGAUCAACGUCCUGCAGAAGAAGAUUGAGAAUCUGCAGGAGCAGCUGCGUGAUAAGGACAAGCAGUUGGGGAACCUGAAGGACAGGGUGAAGUCCCUACAGACUGACUCCAGUAACACUGACACGGCCCUGGCCACCCUGGAGGAGGCACUCUCUGAAAAGGAGCGUAUUAUAGAGAGACUGAAGGAGCAGAGAGCGAGGGAGGACAACGAGAGGAUGGAUGAAGUGGAGUCUUAUAAAAAGGAGAACAAGGACCUCAAGGAGAAGGUCAACACUCUGCAGCUGGAAUUAACAGAGAAGGAGUCCAGUCUCAUUGACUUAAAGGAGCACGCCACAUCCCUGGCCUCCUCCAGCCUGAAGAAGGAGUCCAAGCUCAAGUCUCUGGAGAUGGCCAUCGAGCAGAAGAAAGAGGAGUGUAGUAAGUUGGAGACACAGUUACAGAAGCAAGCAGAGCAGCUGUUCAGUCAGAUGAACAACCCUAAGGCCCACGAGGUCCACGAGGUCCAACAGCAGCAGCAGAUGGCGGGGCUGGGCUCCAGGGGGAACCCAGACUACGUGGAGCGGGAACAGCGGGUAAAGCUCCUGGAGAAGGAAGUGUCCUACUACAAGGAGGAGUCUGGCAAGGCCCAGGCGGAGGUGGAGAGGCUACUAACCAUCCUCCGAGAGGUAGAGAGCGAGAAGAACGACAAGGACAAGAAGAUCGCCGAGCUGGAGAGCCUAGCACCCAGGCAGGCCAAGGAGCAAGUUACUAAGAAGGGGGGUCCCAACCUCAAACUAGGCCCCCAAGGGGACAAGAAGCCUGGUCAGAUAUUGGGGGAUCCUCGAAAGGACAACACCAUGGACUCAGGACAGCAUGUAAAGCUGGAGGAGAUGAUGAACACCUUGGAGAGGACCAGACAGGAGCUGGACGCUACCAAGCAGCGCCUCUCGUCUACCCAGCAGUCCCUGCAGGAGAGAGACGGUCACCUGACAAACAUGAGGCAGGAGCGCAGGAAACAGUUGGAGGAGAUCCUGGAAAUGAAGCAACAGGCCCUGUUGGCAGCUAUCAGUGAGAAGGACGCUAACAUUGCUCUGCUAGAGCUGUCUGCCUCUGGGAAGAAGAAGACCCAGGAAGAGGUUUUGGCUCUGAAGAGGGAGAAGGACAGACUGAUGCACCAACUCAAACAGCAGACACAGAGCAGGAUGAAGCUGAUUUCUGACAACUAUGAAGACGACCACUACCACCCCCAUCCUCCUCACCACACCCAACCCCAGCAACCCCACCCGGGCCCCCAGGCUCAGCUCCCCCAGCCACAGUAUCAGCACCCUCCUAACCCCCAACAGCAGCAACAGCCUCCAUACCCCCAUGCCCCACACUCCCAGCACCCCCAGCCCCCACCCCAACAACACCCGCACCCCCAGCAGCCUCAACAGCAGUACCCCCUCAUCCACAGCAGCAUCCACAGGGGCAUCCCCAACAGCCUCCGCCUCAGCACCAACAACACCAACCACGGCCCCAGCACCCGCAGCAAGCGCAGCACCCACACCCACAACAACAACACGCCCACCCAGGACAGCACCCCCAUGGGCCUCCAACACAGCAGCAGCACCCCCACCUACAACAGCACCCCCAACAGCACCCACAACAGCAUCCACAGCAGCACCCCCACGGCCCCCUCUGCAAGCCCCCACCCCCAGCACCCACAUCCCCAGCAGCACCCCCACCACCCUCCACACGCUCCGCAACAGCACGGCGGGCACCCCCGCCACCCGCCUCCACACCACCGCGGAGGACCAGGGCCUGCCAGAGGACCCCCCCAUGCCGGCCAUCGCCCCUCCCCCGACCAGGAUGACGAGGAGGGCAUUUGGGCGUAAUCGUGUCCAUGACAACCAAAGCUCUGACGUUCGGAGGGGUGAUUCAGUUACUAUUGGAGGAGCACAGCCAUUCCAUGAUGCAGAAAUACAUUGACUACCUACCAACCUUUUGUUACCACCAUAUAAUCCACACUUCAAUGGGGCCUUUAUUUUUAUUUUUUGAUGAGGAGGAGGAGGAGGAGGAAGAGGAGGGAUGAAGCAGGUGGGAGGGCCAGAUGAGGAGACUGAUAGUUGAGGUGACUGAAGAGCCAUCAUGUGAAGAGGGGAAGCUACAGCUCUAAAAGAGUGACUCUGGGGAGGAGGAGUCUUCCUGCAGACACAUAGGUGUUGUGAAGUUAGACUGGGUUGGACAGACUGGGUCCCACUCAGACAGACAGACAGACAGACAGACAGACAGACAGACAGACAGACAGACAGACAGACAGACAGACAGACAGACAGACAGACAGACAGACAGACAGACAGACAGACAGACAGACAGACAGACAGACAGACAGACAGACAGACAGACAGACAGACAGACAGAUAUCUGAGCUGUCUGGUCUCAGCUCCGUGGUUCUGCUCACACAGCCAAACUCACACAGCCACUCUGGUAUAGUUGUCAAGUUGCUCAGCUAACCUGUCUGUCACCUGACGUCCCUACAGAGCCCCACCCACUCUCAUAAGACUAGCUGUACUCUUCACCCACCUGGCUAAGAUCUAACGACUGGCUCUGCCCUGUUUACAUGAGGUGCGUUCAGUUCAAUUGAACAUUUGCUACGUUGCGGAACGGUUUGUACUGAACAAAACGUUUCCCCAAAACAUUCUUGUACGUUCUUGAACAGACUUCUAGGUACGUUUCCUCCCGUUUGGGUGGGUGUGGCUUGAAGCAAUGAGUGACGUAUUUAAUGGGCAGUGGCCAUGCUGACAGCAGUCAUUCAGUACAGCACUGUUUCUGUUCAAUGGAACGUUCCAGAACGUAAAAAUGUACUGAACCCAGUCCUGGCUUGCUCCCCCGUUCUCACCAACCUGCAUCUAAUUGGUCCACUCUCCUGUCUCCGCCUGCUUUGUUUACCUGAGCUUUUCACCUGAUUAGUUCCUCUGUAUCAACAGUCCUUUCUCUGAUUGGUUCACCUGACUGGCUCCACCCUGUUUACCUGAUUUUCCCCACCCUGCUGACCCCCGGCUGACUAUGAUUGGCUCCCCUGCCUGGCAGGCUCCACCCUACUGACAGUCUACCACAGCAGCUUCACAGUGCUUCUUUUACUAUGUUGUGUUUAGUUGUUUUCUCUUUGUCAGAGAUAGCCUGCUCUCUUUCCGCAUAUUUAAUGAAGUGCCGUACAGUUACAGCUUUAGUUCACAUUUGCAUUAACAGCUAACCUACUUCAGAGGAAGUUCCUUUGCUGUGUCUCUAAAAGUGAUGUUGUGCUACUUAUUUUCAUUUUAUUUUUAUCUGUUGAGUGUGUUUCAUUUGCAGUGCUAGACCAUGGCUAUGAGUGCUUUGUGCAAAGUGAAUCAUAACAAGGAAGAGCUCUUAUCUGAACAAAACAGCCACUAGAGCUCUAAUCUGACCAAUGGGCAGCCACGGUCCUUGCCUCGACUACUGAAGGUUUCCUUGUGCUGUUAAAAUGUGGAGUCUGGCAUGGCCUUAUGGGCAGGGCCCUGUCCUGGGGGUGUCGCAGGGACUUUGGGCUUAGGGCUGCAAUCUGUGUAUCUCUCCUGUUACCUCAGUUGAACCAGAUGCAGUCAGAACUCCAAUCUAUGCAGACGUCAGAACUAAUAAUGCCACUUUGAAUCCAGUCAUAAGUCAAGGGCACCAAUCAAAAAGUGUUUAGAUGUAUUAAAGCAGCAUGAGUACCAAUCAGAGUGGUCUAUUCAGAACAUACACCAAUCAGAUUCCGUUGUUAUAAUGUGUUUCUCAGCGUGAUAUGCACCUAUGCACCUCCUCCUCCCCUGUUGCAGGGAUACUUCUAAUGGUGCUUUUAGAUCACUGGUGCUCACACAACAUGGUGUCCAACCAGAGAAACAGCUGAGAGACAUGGCCAUUGGACAUUGUGCAUCCAUGUCAUUCAAUAGGGAGUUGAUCCCAAAACCUGAUGUGCUUAUAAACUGUAGAAGACUGUGUUGUACAUAGAAUCAGCUGGAGAGACUCUGAGGAAAUGGUGCAAGGAGGCUAUAGAUUUUAUAUGUUUGAUGCCAUCCAUGGACACCCAUGAGAUUUCCUGCCAUACCUUUACAGCCGUCUCUCCUGCUCAUUGACUGCCUCCUUCCUCCUCCUCAUCUUCUUCAUCUCCCCUUUCUUCUUCUCUUUCAGCAGUCUGUGCUAACCCAAAUCCAAACCUAGUGACUCGUUUUGUCCUUCUCAACAAGGUGGCCUGUGCCUCGUUCAUAUCGUA
Messenger RNA from Oncorhynchus tshawytscha (Chinook salmon), 6187 nucleotides. RefSeq names its product ELKS/RAB6-interacting/CAST family member 2. NCBI's taxonomy places the organism in Eukaryota, Metazoa, Chordata, Actinopteri, Salmoniformes, Salmonidae. Gene Ontology annotation, cellular component: cytoskeleton of presynaptic active zone. Gene Ontology annotation, molecular function: structural constituent of presynaptic active zone. Gene Ontology annotation, biological process: maintenance of presynaptic active zone structure; neuromuscular synaptic transmission; regulation of synaptic plasticity. The transcript is spliced from 21 exons. The record is from RefSeq and is a predicted model, not a curated record. The coding region runs from base 291 to 3812 and encodes 1173 amino acids.